AUGGACAAUUUUGACUGGCGUAAAACCAUUAAGAUUAACCUUUUCGCUUUAAAAGUCGCGGGACUCUGGCCUAAAGAGUAUGAAGUCUACAAACCCAAUCUUUACCUGCUUUACGCCGUAGCGUCAACUUUUAUCAUUCUCGGAGGCCACAACUUAUCCCAAGUCAUCAACAUCUUCUACGUUUACACCGACCUUGAAGCCUUAACAGCGACUAUUUUUGUCGCAGCAACCAACAUUUUCUCCAUAGUAAAAAGAUAUUUCUUUGUGAAAAAUCUGAAAACCAUUAAGGGACUCCUUCAAACGUUAAACACAGAUCAGUUUCGGCCUAAAAACCGUCGCCAAAUGGAGCUAGUUGAACUCUCAGUGAAAGGUUGGAAAAAAGCUUACGUUUACUGUAUCAUUGCGUUAGCAACAAACCUGACGUUGUGGUUGUCGGUGCCUGUUUUGAAUGGUUGGGUGAAGUUCCAUCGGCUGCCCUUUGAAGCUUGGUACCCUUUCAACACGAAGGUGUCUCCGAAUUAUGAACUCGUCUACUUGUACCAGUUUGUCUGUAUAUGGUAUAUGGCUUUAAGCAACAUGAAUGUGGAUACCUUAAUUUACGCCUUCAUGAUGUUCAUUGGGAGUCAGUGUGAUAUUUUGAUGGACGAUUUGAAAAAUUUGAACGUUGGUAGUUUCAACGAAGAACUCCUGCGUUGUAUUCAGCACCUGAAAAAAAUACUGAAUUUUGCUAAAGUCAGUAAUAAAAUUUUCAACGUUAUUGUUUUCGGACAAAUUGCUACAAGUACAGCUGCACUGGCAUUAUCCAUGUUUCAGUUAAGCUUGGUGGAUAUUGGCAGUGGUCCUGCCUGGACUCACCUUGCGUAUAUUUUCGGAAUGUUAACUGAAAUUUAUUAUUAUUGCUGGUUUGGAAAUGAAGUGCAAAUUAAGAGUGAUCAAAUACCGUAUGCCGUUUUUGAGUCUAAAUGGAUCGGACAACCCAAAGAUGCCCUCCACAACCUGAUUAUUCUGUGUGAAAGAUGUCAAAAACCUAUUAAAAUCACUGCAAUGAAUUUGUUUACUUUUUCGCUGGAAACAUUCAUCGCUGUACACAUGGAACGCUUUUUUUGGCGAGAUAUGAUCGGCAUGAAUAUUUAUAUUCUGAGAAUUGUGGGGCUGUGGCCCAAAAAUUACGAAAUUUAUAAACCAGACUGGUAUUUUUUAUAUGCAGCUAUUUCCACCGUUCUCUUUAUGACACCCAACGUUUUGUUCCAAACACUGAACAUUAUUUUUGUUUAUUCCAACCUGGAAGCUUUAACUGAAACGAUGCUUGUCUGUGUCGCAGAACUUUUGGGACUAUUGAAAAUAUACACGUUCAUCAAAAAUAUUGGAAUGUUGAAACGUUUGAUGGUUAUUCUGGAAAGUGAUAUUUUUCAACCGAAGAAUUCUAGACAGAGAUUAUUGGUGGAACCAGCCAUUAAAUUGUGGAAAAUGAUCUAUCACACACUUUUAGGAGCAGUUGUGCCUGCCGUGUUUCUGUGGUUAAUUUUUCCUAUUUUAAAUGGUUCAGCUAAAAAAUAUGCUUUACCAUUUCCUGCUUGGUAUCCCUACAACUUUAAGAAGUCUUACUUUUACGAACUAACGUAUUUACAUCAAGCCAUAGGAACUUCUCUUGUAGCUCUUGGUGACUAUAAUAUAGACAUGUUAAUUUCGGCUCUGAUGAUGUACAUGGGAGCACAGUGUGACAUUCUGUGCGACAAUUUGAAAAGCCUGGGAGCUGAAUCUAACGACUUUGGUCAAAAGUUAAAAAUAUGCGUCGUUCACCACAAAACAAUUUUGAGAUUUGCUGAAAACUGCAACGUUUUUUUCAAUUUUAUCAUGUUGGGCCAAUUUUUUACGAGUUCGAUUUGCAUGGCGAUGGCUUUGUUUCGACUAGCUUUGGUGACCCCGUCAAGUUUUGAGUUUUAUACUCUUCUAAGUUCGAUAAUGUCAGUGGUCAUGCAAAUUUUUACCUAUUGUUGGUUUGGUGACGAAGUACAAAGCAAGAGCGACGCGAUUGCUUACGCAGCAUUUGAAUCGGCUUGGACCCAGCAGUGCUUAUCAGAUAAGAAAAGUAUGAUGAUUUUUAUACGAAGAACUCUGGUACACAUGGAACGUUUCUUUUGGCAGGAUAUAAUAAGUAUGAAUAUCUAUAUUCUGAGAAUUGUGGGACUUUGGCCCAAAAAUUACGAAAUUUAUAAACUAGACUGGUACUUUUUCUACACAACUAUUUUCGUUGUUUUCUUCAUAACACCCAACGUCUUGUUCCAAACACUGAACAUUAUUUUUGUUUAUUCGAACUUGGAAGCUUUAACUGAAACGAUGCUUGUCUGCAUCGCUGAACUUCUGGGACUCUUGAAAAUAUACACCUUCAUUAAAAAUAUUGGAAUGCUGAAACGUUUGAUGAUGAUUCUAGAAAGCGAUAUUUUUCAACCGAAGAAUGCCAGACAGAAAUUACUUGUGGAACCCGCUAUUAAAUUGUGGCAAAUGAUCUACCACACACUUAUAGGAACAGUUGUGCCUGCUCUAACUCUGUGGCUAAUUUUUCCCAUUUUAACCGGAUCUGUCAAAAAAUAUGGCCUACCAUUUUCGGCCUGGUAUCCUUACGACUUUAAGAAGUCUUACUUUUACGAACUAACGUACUUACAUCAAGUGUUAGGAACUUCUCUUGUAGCCUUCGGUGACUACAAUAUAGACAUGCUAAUUUCGGCUCUGAUGAUGUACGUGGGAGCGCAGUGUGAUCUUCUCUGUGACAAUCUCAGAAGUCUGGGAGUCGAAUCUAACGAUUUUGGUCAUAGGUUAAAAAUGUGCAUCAUUCACCACAAAACAAUUUUGAGAUUUGCUGAAAACUGUAAUGUUUUUUUCAAUUUUAUCGUGUUAGGACAAUUUUUUACGAGUUCUGCUUGUAUGGCAAUGGCUUUGUUUCGACUAGCUUUGGUGACGCCGUCAAGUUUUGAGUUUUAUACUCUUCUAACUUCGAUUAUAUCAGUAGUUACGCAAAUUUUUACCUACUGUUGGUUUGGUGACGAGGUACAAAGUAAGAGCGAAGCAAUUGCUUACGCAGCAUUUGAAUCGGCUUGGACAGAGCAGUGCUUAUCAGAUAAGAAAAAUAUGAUGAUUUUUAUACGAAGAACUCUGGCUCCUAUUAAGCUUUCGACUUUUAAGCUGUUUUAUCUUACUUUGGAAACAUUUGUCAAGAUUCUUAGAUCAGCAGUGUCUUACUACACAUUACUACGACAAUUUGAAAAUCGUGAGGAUGGAAAAAUUCGAUUGGAGCAAGAAGUUUACAGCUUCAACUUCUACACAUUGUACACAGUUCUGUCUUUUAUUUUGUUUGAUCUGUGCCACAAUUUUUUUCAAAUAGUACAACUAUUUCUGAUCCCGAUGGACUUAGAAGCUCUCGCUGGAACCUUGUUCAUUUCGGUCCAAGUAGUGGCAGUGGUUAAAGUUUUCGCUUUCAUAACACGGAUGAAAAUGAUUAAAGAGUUAAUGCGAAAACUGAACGAUGACAUCUUUCAACCCAGAACAUACGAGCAAAGAGUAAGAGCAACCGCAGCUUUACAAUUUUGGUGGAGGAUUUAUGUGGGAUAUCAAAUCUCUUUAGCUUGUACUGUGGUUCUAUGGAGCAGUUUUCCACUUUUGGAUAAAUCGUACAAGGAAUCUCGUUUACCUCUUCCGGCUUGGUAUCCAUACGACUACACCAGAAGUCCUUUUUACGAAAUCACCUACUUUUAUCAGAGUUUCAGUCUGGCUUUUCUUAACGUGUGUAACUCGAAUUUAGAUAUGUUUGCGGUGUGUUUGAUGAUUUAUAUUGGAGCUCAGUGUGAUAUUUUGUGUGAUAAUCUAAAAUUACUCAGAGGAUCUGACUCAAAAGGAAGGUAUCAUCAUUUUAACGAGGAGUUAAUCAAGAUCAUAAAGGAACACACGGAAAUUUUGAUGUGCGUAAGAUGGAAAAAGAUUUAUAUUUGGUAUAAUACAAUUGUAAUUUUUAAUUUAUUGAUGUGGUCAAUAGCUCCAAUUUUGGGUGGUUUGGACCAACAUCGGCUACCUUUCGAAGCUUGGUUUCCUUUUGAUACUCAAGCUUUACCAAAUUAUGCAGCGGCUUACAUUUAUCAAAUCGUCUGUAUGUGGCCUAUGAGUUUGUGUAAUAUUAAUCUGGACUGCAUAAUAAUGGCGUUGAUGAUGUUCCUGUAUGUUCAGUGUGACUUGUUGUGUCAUAGUUUGAGAAGUCUUAAGUGGGAUAAAUUUGAUGAGGAGCUCGUGGAAUGUAUCAAAAGACAUAAAUUGAUAUUAGGCUUCGCGAAAACUAGCAACGAUUUUUUCAACUGGAUUAUCCUAGGACAAUUUGCUACCAGCACUUCCGUAAUUGCUUUAAUUAUGUUUCAACUAACUCUGGUUAGUCCAGUAAGCGGUGAAGGUUUAUCACACAUGUUCUACAUCCAUGGAAUUACAACGCAAAUUUUUUUGUACUGCUGGUUUGGUAACGAAUUGGAAAUUAAGAGUAGUCGGAUUCCAUACGCUGUAUACGAAUCGGAUUGGAUUUGUCAGUCUUUGAGUGUUAAGAGAAAUAUAAUUUUCUUCGGCAUUAGGUGUCAACGUCCCAUUAAAAUUACCGCAAUCAAGCUUUUUUCGCUGUCUCUGCAAACGUUUCUUUCGAUCAUGCGAUCAGCGUACUCCUACUUUGCUUUAUUAUCAAAUGUCAAUAUAAAGUGA
Molecule: messenger RNA, 4728 nt
Organism: Zophobas morio
Lineage: Eukaryota; Metazoa; Arthropoda; Insecta; Coleoptera; Tenebrionidae
Exons: 20
Coding region: 1-4728 (1575 amino acids)
Biological process (GO): detection of chemical stimulus involved in sensory perception of smell; sensory perception of smell
Cellular component (GO): plasma membrane
Molecular function (GO): odorant binding; olfactory receptor activity
Source: RefSeq, a predicted model, not a curated record